Messenger RNA from Erinaceus europaeus (western European hedgehog), 2191 nucleotides. RefSeq names its product DEAD-box helicase 41 (gene DDX41). Gene Ontology annotation, biological process: mRNA splicing, via spliceosome. The record is from RefSeq and is a predicted model, not a curated record. NCBI's taxonomy places the organism in Eukaryota, Metazoa, Chordata, Mammalia, Eulipotyphla, Erinaceidae. Gene Ontology annotation, cellular component: spliceosomal complex. The transcript has 17 exons. The coding region runs from base 97 to 1965 and encodes 622 amino acids. Gene Ontology annotation, molecular function: RNA helicase activity; ATP binding; RNA binding.
GUAGCGACGCCCGUUUCUUCGCACCUGAUUGGACCGCGGUUAAAGUUGGGGCGGGACCUGGCCUGCGGCGCGUGCGUGCGUAAGUACGUGCGAAGGAUGGAGGAGUCGGAGCCCGAGCGCAAGCGGGCUCGCGCCGACGACGCGGCGGGCGCGGGGAGCCGCUCCGAGACGGAAAAUGAGGACGACGAGGACUACGUGCCGUACGUGCCGCUGCGACAGCGACGGCAGCAGCUGCUCCAGAAGCUGCUGCAGCGGAGGCGCAAGGGCGCCGCGGAGGAGGAGCAGCAGGACAGCGGCAGCGAGCCCCGCGGCGACGAGGACGACAUCCCGCUGGGCCCCCAGUCCAACGUCAGCCUGCUGGACCAGCACCAGCACCUCAAAGAGAAGGCGGAAGCCCGCAAGGAGUCCGCCAAGGAGAAGCAGCUGAAAGAGGAGGAGAAGAUUCUGGAAAGUGUGGCCGAGGGCCGAGCCUUGAUGUCAGUGAAGGAGAUGGCGAAGGGAAUCACCUACGACGAUCCGAUCAAAACCAGCUGGACGCCGCCCAGGUACGUUCUCAACAUGUCGGAAGAGCGCCACGACCGCGUGCGGAAGAAGUACCACAUCCUGGUGGAGGGGGACGGCAUCCCACCGCCCAUCAAGAGCUUCAAGGAAAUGAAGUUUCCUGCAGCCAUCCUGAGAGGCCUGAAGAAGAAGGGCAUCCUCCACCCGACGCCCAUUCAGAUCCAGGGCAUCCCCACCAUUCUGUCCGGCCGGGACAUGAUCGGCAUCGCCUUCACGGGCUCAGGCAAAACGCUAGUGUUCACACUGCCUGUCAUCAUGUUCUGCUUGGAGCAGGAGAAGAGGUUACCUUUCUCCAAGCGGGAAGGGCCCUAUGGACUCAUCAUCUGUCCGUCACGUGAGUUGGCCCGGCAGACCCAUGGCAUCCUGGAGUACUACUGCCGCCUGCUGCAGGAGGACAGCUCGCCACUCCUGCGCUGCGCCCUCUGCAUUGGGGGCAUGUCCGUUAAAGAGCAGAUGGAGACCAUCCGACAUGGUGUGCACAUGAUGGUGGCAACACCUGGGCGCCUCAUGGACCUGCUGCAGAAGAAGAUGGUCAGCUUGGACAUCUGCCGCUACCUGGCCUUGGACGAGGCUGACCGCAUGAUUGACAUGGGCUUCGAGGGUGACAUCCGCACCAUUUUCUCCUACUUCAAGGGCCAGCGGCAGACCCUGCUGUUCAGUGCCACCAUGCCCAAGAAGAUCCAGAACUUUGCCAAGAGCGCCCUGGUGAAGCCCGUCACCAUCAAUGUGGGUCGUGCUGGGGCCGCCAGCCUGGAUGUCAUCCAGGAGGUGGAGUACGUCAAGGAGGAGGCCAAGAUGGUGUACCUGCUGGAGUGCCUGCAGAAGACGCCCCCGCCUGUGCUCAUCUUUGCAGAGAAGAAGGCAGACGUAGAUGCCAUCCAUGAGUACCUGCUUCUUAAGGGGGUCGAGGCUGUAGCCAUCCAUGGCGGCAAAGACCAGGAGGAACGCACCAAAGCCAUUGAGGCUUUCCGGGAAGGCAAGAAGGAUGUCCUAGUGGCCACUGAUGUAGCCUCCAAGGGCCUGGACUUCCCUGCCAUCCAGCAUGUCAUCAACUACGACAUGCCUGAGGAGAUUGAGAACUAUGUGCACCGCAUUGGCCGCACCGGGCGCUCAGGAAACACAGGCAUCGCUACCACCUUUAUCAACAAGGCCUGCGAUGAGUCGGUGCUGAUGGACCUCAAAGCCCUGCUGAUGGAGGCCAAGCAGAAGAUGCCGCCCGUGCUGCAAGUGCUACACUGUGGGGACGAGUCCAUGUUGGACAUUGGAGGAGAGCGCGGCUGUGCCUUCUGCGGGGGCCUGGGCCACCGGAUCACCGACUGCCCCAAACUCGAGGCCAUGCAGACCAAGCAGGUCAGCAACAUUGGCCGCAAGGACUACCUGGCUCACAGCUCCAUGGACUUCUGAGCUCCUCACCGGCCUGGCCGCUGACCCCGGACAAGAAGGCCAAGUCCUUGCCCAGCUGGCCUGGUGCCUGUGCCUGCCCCCCCGCCCCCCGGCCGCUGACGCCGGACAAGAAGGCCAAGUCCUUGCCCAGCUGGCCUGGUGCCUGUGCCUCCCCCCCCGCCCCCCCAGAUUACUAUUUUUGCUCUCCCUUUAUCUCUGUUGCCAGUAAAAGCAUAAAUUUCUCUGG